CUCACUCUAGCCUAGGCAACAAAGUGAGACUUUGUCUCAAAAAAAAAAGAAAAGAAAAGAAAAGAAUGAAAUCUUACCCUUUUAUCAGAUAACAACUACUGAGCAUGCUUCCACUUUUCAUCUUGGAAGCCGGGAAGCUCAAAACUAACAAUGGGCUUUCUCUCUCUUAAAUAAUUGCUUAUCUUUUUGCUUUAUUCUAGCUGCAAUGUCAAUUCCCCACUCUACUCUGGCCCCAGCCAGAGGAAGUCAUCCCUUCUCUGAACCCAUAUAGCAUUUUAUCCAGGGGCUUAUGCCUCUAUGCCUUGGCGUGUGGCUAUUUGCUGGCCUCACCUCCUCUGUCACACUGUGUUUUCCUGAGGACGGUGACCAUGCCUGUCCUUCUGUGUGGCCUCCAAAAUAGCCAGAUUAUGUCCGAUACAUUAUUAAUAUCUACGCUCCUUGUGGAAUGAAUGCUGGCCAAAUAGGUUUUCUUAAACAUGUCUGUCCAUGAAGGAAAAGGAACCAGUGGUCCUUCCUUCAACAAUGAAAAUGUCUUGACCCAUAUGUAUGCUUUCCUUUUUGCUGUGGCUCUCAGUAGCUCCGAGUAUCUUAUGUGCCACUGCUAUGACAUGGUUCAGGUAGAGGACCAGGACUGCAAUGGCCACACCCGUGUGCCCCACAAGGCUCGAGAGAAAUCGCGUUUCUCGGUCCUGGUGCCAGCGCCUGGUACCCGCACGGCCGCAGAGCUGUCCCCGCACUGUGCAGGGCUUUGUGUCUACUCCCUCUCCCCCAGCGUCUUGGAGUGUGUGAGCCCCCCGCGGGCAGGGCCCCAGCCUCUGCGGGCUGGGGAAGGCGUUGGCACGGGCUCGCCGCCGUCGCAAGCCGGAGGAGCCACAGCCCAGCGGAGGAAGCGGCGGCGUUCUGGUAUUGUUGCUGCAGCUGGUGUUGUGAAUCAGGCCGACGAGCAGCGCAUCCUCUUACCCGGCUAUUUCACGACACCAGGGUUGCAUCAUACCCAUCCUCUCCAGGCGAGCCUCGCGGGACCGGGUCGGACGCAAGGACGCGGGGCCGGGCCGGGCCGGGGAGUCUGUGUGUGCAAGAUCGGUCUGUGUAGCCCGCUGGGUCUCAGUGCGGACUGGUGCUCACAGUCACCUGGGGGGCUCUCAGCACCUGCUGACGCCUGCCCAGGCCGCAGCGUCCCCAGGGUGGGCUCCGGAAAGCACCUGUUAGACGUCCCAGUGUGAUGCUGAGCUGAUGUCCCCGAGCGGCCAGGGCCCAGCCCUCGGGCUCAGCUGGGGCUCUUGGCUGCUUUGGCCUGACCACUGCCAUAGCCUCCUCCUGGCCCUGCUGUGGCCCUGGCCCAGCUUUCCAGAAACAGAUAGGAUCUGACACCCCAGGGCAAAGGCCAGCCUGCUUGCCCUGGCAUUCGAGGGCUUCCCUACUCAGAAACAAAGCCACCAUUGCCCCACUGUCCCCGUUCCCUCCUUCCUCCCAGCCCCUGCCCUGCACGAUCCGUGUGUUGGUUCUGUCGGCCCUGCCUUCAAACUCUCUCAACACCCUGCCGUCCUCAAGGUAUAGGGCUAAAAACCAAACAAAACAACUACAAUGCACCUCAACUUCCAACACUUCUCCCCUCCUGCCGUCCCACAGCUACCCCCUGGCCUGGCCUCCACGUCACACACCUGUGGUGGCCCUGGCUGGCUUGCCUUGCCCUCGUGUCCCCGGGCCAUUCUCCAUACAACAGCCAAAGCAAUCUUUGAAAAAUAUAAAUCUGACCAUCACGUAGCAGAAUAUGAAACUUCCAACCCCGGCCUGUAAGGCCAGGUGUUCCCUCUGCCCUGUCUCCAGUCCCUGUCCUUGGUCUCUCUGCUCCAGACACACGGGCCUCCUUGAUGUUCUGGAAGCCCACACCACGCUCCUGUCACAGGGCCUUUGCACGUGCUCUCCCCACCGUCUGAACCCCUGUGCUCAUACCUGCUCGCUUAUGGGUGGCUCCUUCUCACUGUUGGAGCCCAGCUCAAAUUCCUCAUCCUCAGAGCAGCCUGAUGCUCUUCCUAAGAAAAAGCUUUGUUUUCUCAAUAGCACUUACCACUAAAUGUGUAAUAAUUGCUUGUUUAUUGUCUGUCUCUCGCACUAGAAUGUGAGCUCCGGGAGGGCAGGGUCUUCGUCUUGUUCUCUGUGGUGUCCCUCUUCCCUAGCACAGGGCAUGGUAUGCAAUAGGCACUCAAUAAAUGUAGUGGAAUAAAGAAACAAUUGGACCCCGAAUCUGCCCCCAUUUCUUCCCUCCUGUCCCCAGUGUGCAGCACUGCGUGCCGUCCCAUCCGCCUUGUCCCCUGCACUGACCACACCCGCCCGAGCUCCCUCCCCAGGUCCCUCCGUCCUGGCCCACCUCCUCCCCGCCCCCCUCUCUCCCGGCAACCCCCUCCUUGCUGGUCCAUCUGCCAGGCUGGGCUGUGAGGUCCAGGGCCUGGUACACAGGAGGAGCACAAUAAAUGCUGAGUUGGCUCCAUGGCCAUGAAGACAGGAGGCCCUGAGAGUCAGGGGCUGCAGCAGCCCGCACAUCUGGGGUUUUCACUUCCACGUUUUCCUGACCGCUGAGUCUUCCGGGUCCCUUGCUGCCCCUGCUGUCCAUCCUUCUGACAGCCAGCCCCUCGGCCAGGGCCACCACUGGCCGGGCAAGAGAUACCUGGCCCAGGUGCAGGUGUCAUUUCCACUUUGCUGCUUCAAGAAUCCCCUUUCCUGGGGGGAUGUGCUUUGGGAC
Molecule: messenger RNA, 2740 nt
Organism: Microcebus murinus (gray mouse lemur)
Lineage: Eukaryota; Metazoa; Chordata; Mammalia; Primates; Cheirogaleidae
Source: RefSeq, a predicted model, not a curated record